CAACGUGUUACAAACUUUCCCCAGAACUGUUGAGAAAAUAACGUGGUUUUUUUUCUUUGCACAAGAAAGCGCUGGCUUCUCAUUACAGAACAGAUGAAUUCUUAUUAAAUUUAAUGAAAAUGUGCUGUUAUUCGUAAGAAAAAACAUUUAUGGAAACCAUGUGUGAUUAGAAAAAAAAUCACGUUAAAUCGUGUUAUGGAGGAUUUUGCGUAAACUACUUUUUAGAAAUAUCAAAGAUAGUAUCCAUGCCCUCCCCAACUAACUAACAGCUGUGAUGUCACGCUUGGCAUGUUUUUGGCCAUUGGCUGUGCCUCACGCGAGCUCCUCGAGAUACGAGUCUGAAGGUCUGGGUUCUGCUCCUGAAAGUUGAUGGCAAAGUUUAAUUGCCCCAAAUAUUCGGAGGUGAAGCACAAUGCUGGGGAGAGACACAUCUCGAUCUUAUCAGGAGUUCAAUGGCGAGGACUGUGCUGGGCCACUUGGGUCUUACCAGAACAAUGAUGUUUCUGAAGUGGAGCAUGAUGAAGCCAGCUGUGACCCUUUACCAGAUGAGGAUGCUGUGGAUGGCAAUCUAAUGCCCAUUGGUUUCAACAAAGCUUGCCUGAAGAAUGUUUUCAUAGUCAUCCUUGUCCUUAUUUACUUGCUGCUCACGACGGUGGCCGUGUUCUUGGCCUACCAAACCAUUUCAGACUUCAUGGAGAAACUCAACCAUCCAGUGAUGUCUGUUUCAUACAAAGAAGUUGAAGAGUUUUCUGCACCAGGAAUUGCUUUGUAUCCUGGGAAGGCGCAGUUAUUAAGUUGCAUGCAUCACUAUCAUGACAACAUUCCACCUCUUGUUGCAUCGGGCGGACUAGAGGAAGGAAACUGUAUAACAGAGGAGGUUAUUUACCAUGGGCCAUAUUCAAACCAGACGCAAAAGCGAGCUGUAGUAGUCAGAGGGCCGACUGAUGUGAGGAACCGAGAACUUAUAUUCCUUCAGUUCAGUCGGAAUGAAACAGAGGAGGAUUUCAGCGCUAUCAGUUACAUGAUUUUUGCCUCAUUCAAUGACAUGCUUAAAAGCUCAGAUAAAGCAGCUUUUAUGAUGGAUUGUGAAAGGAACUACUCCAUGUGGACCUUCUCUGGAGGCUUUCGGACAUGGGUCAAAAUGUCUUUGGUCAAGACGUCAGGCAGAGGAAAUGAAUCAGUUGAAUUUAGACAGGAGUCCAGUGUGGUGAAGUACAUCGACAAGAGGCCGCCACUGGAGCAAGCCAAUGAGCUUUUCUUUGUUGUGUUCCAAUGGAGAGAUCCAUUUAUACAACAAGUUAAAGAUAUAGUCACAGCAAACCCGUGGAACACUAUAGCCAUAUUGUGUGGCGUCUUCAUGGCUCUAUUUAAAGCUGCAGACUUUGCCAAACUCAGCAUUAAGUGGAUGAUCAAAAUCCGUAAAAGGCACUUAAGGGCAAAAAUGAGAGAACUUGACCAAAUGAGCUAAUUCUAUUACAUCUGACAACACAACUGGAGUUUUUAAGUACUAUCAUUGACCACUGUGAGACUUCUGGAGAACUAAUUCAGUGCCACUUUCAUGAAAAAUGUGUUGAUGUUCUGUUGUACGUUAAGUUUUAACUGGACAAUAACUUGAAAAGCUGAGGCAUGUGUUUUACAGCACAAGGACAAAGUGUAUUCAUGUAGUUGUGACACUGAAAUAUUAACUAUUCACACUGGUUCUCUGUGAGAUUCAGCUAGUUGAAAUGAUGACUGAGAAGGAAUUUAACUGGAGAAAAAAAAGGUUUUAAUGAAAGGGACCUUUAGCUAAAAUGCAUUUCCAAACGAUCAAUAAAUGUAUAAAUAACUUUAUCACAGGGCAUUCAAUUACAGAGAAAGUUUCUAAAGGUUGAAGGGAAUCUGGCCUUGCUGCUAUUUUCUUUAAACAUUUUGCUGUCAAUGUGAAUGAGUUAUGUUUUAUUAAUAUAAGAUAUGUUGUAUAAACCCUUACCAACCUA
Megalobrama amblycephala (Wuchang bream) is the source of this 1976-nucleotide messenger RNA. RefSeq names its product proton activated chloride channel 1 (gene pacc1). Bases 413 to 1468 code for a protein of 351 amino acids. NCBI's taxonomy places the organism in Eukaryota, Metazoa, Chordata, Actinopteri, Cypriniformes, Xenocyprididae. The record is from RefSeq and is a predicted model, not a curated record. The transcript has 8 exons.